Molecule: messenger RNA, 2174 nt
Organism: Gordionus sp. m RMFG-2023
Lineage: Eukaryota; Metazoa; Nematomorpha; Gordioida; Chordodea; Parachordodidae
Product: dual specificity protein kinase CLK2-like
Exons: 12
Coding region: 73-1617 (514 amino acids)
Biological process (GO): protein phosphorylation; regulation of RNA splicing
Cellular component (GO): nucleus
Molecular function (GO): protein serine/threonine kinase activity; ATP binding
Source: RefSeq, a predicted model, not a curated record
UGCCAUUUUUUGAAUAGCUUAACAAAAAUGAUAAGAUCCAAAUAAAUAUUUUAAUGAUAUACAUACAUAUACAUGUUAACUUAUAUCACUGAAACUUUGUUAGACAUGCCAAGGUCUUAUAAACGUUCUCACAGUCAUUCUCCUCGAUCAUAUAAUCAUCAACAUGACGAUGAAAGUCAAGACGAAUCAAAUCACCAUAAUGCUCACAAGUAUAAACACAGAAGGCAUAAACAAAAAUAUUCACGUGAUUCCAAAUAUAAUGAUUUUAGUAAUUCACAAAAGCAACACUCAGAUAAUGACCAAUCAACCACAUCUUCUAAACGACACAAACACCGGCACAAAAGGCAUAAACACAAAACUCGAUCCACGAUUAGUGAAAAAAAGCGUGAAAAGUCAGAAAGAAAAGGAAGUGUUGACGAUGACAAAGAAGGACAUUUAAUUUAUCAUAACGGAGAUUGGCUUCAAGAUAGAUAUGAAAUAUUGAGUACUUUAGGAGAAGGAACAUUUGGUAAGGUUGUCAAAGUCAGGGAAGACAAUAACGAAAAUAUGGCCGCCUUGAAAAUAAUAAAGAAUGUUGAGAAGUAUAGGGAAGCGGCCAAGUUAGAAAUCAACGUAUUAAAAUACAUCGCCAAACGGGAUCCACAAGGAAAAUUUUUGUGUGUAAAAAUGUUAGAUUGGCUGAACUAUCAUGGUCACAUAUGCAUACUCUUUGAAAUGUUGGGUCUUAGUGUAUUCGAAUUCCUGAAACAAAAUAAUUAUCAAUCCUACCCCCUGGACCACGUUAGACACAUCGGUCAACAGCUAUGCCGAGCAGUUAAAUUUUUGCACGACCACCAAUUGUCACAUACCGACCUCAAACCCGAAAACAUGUUAUUUGUUAACUCAGAAUACGACAUUGAAAUACAUCCCAAAACAGGUAAGAAGUAUAGGGUCGUUAAGAAUUCGCAGAUUAAGCUAAUCGAUUUUGGAUCCGCCACCUUUGACGAUGAGCACCACAGCACCAUUAUAUCCACUAGGCAUUACAGAGCUCCGGAAGUCAUUUUAGAAUUGGGAUGGUCUCAUUCUUGCGAUGUUUGGAGCAUAGGAGCUAUACUCUUUGAAUUGUAUAAUGGGCUAACGUUGUUCCAAACUCACGACAAUAGGGAACACUUGGGAAUGAUGGAGCGAAUUUUGGGCCAAAUACCUUACAGAAUGUGUCGCAGAACAAAAACCAAAUAUUUCUACCAUGGCCGCUUGGAUUGGGACGAGUACAGCUCGGCCGGUCGCUACGUGCGAGAAAAUUGCAAACCCCUCAUGCGUUACCCGCAAACUAACGCUCCCGAUCACUUGGAGCUGUUCGAUUUGAUUUACCUAUCCCUCGAAUACGAACCGGCCCAAAGACCCACUCUUGGGGAACUUCUUAAACAUUCGUUUUUCCGGAAGUUGGGAGCAGAUAAAAAUAGUAAAAUCUUGCCGUUGGCGAACGGAAAGAACGGCGGGAAUAGUAAAGGGGGGGAAGAGGAAAGUGAGGGGAGUCCUGCGAGGUCUGAAGAUAAGAUUAAGGCGGAGGAUGAACCACGCGAAAAGCGUGAUCAAAAUAGUGCUAAACCAUCUACCGAAAGUCGGGAAGAAACCUGAACGGAAAGGAUCUAAGGGGAUCGAUUGUUAGCGCCUCGUGGAAGGUGCCUUGAAUCUUAAAUAUAAUCAACCAUUGAAAUACAAUUUUUGAAACGAUGAUUUAAAUUAUGGUCGUAAUAUUUUAUUUUUUUAAAAAUAAUAUACAAUAAAAAAAAAAUAUAUAUUUUUUAGAAUAAUUGUGGAAAAUGUUUUAAAUCGUAGACCCUUGAGUCAUUUUUUUUUAUUGUUUAACGCGGUUAUUUUUAUUAUGUGCCCACCAACUUUACAAAAAUCAUUCAUUUUUAAUAGUGAUAAAAUAGAAAAUAUAUAACUAUUUUUUAUAAUUCGUUCUCAGACCUAAGGAAUAUAGUGUAAUUUAUAUAAUUUGUAUAAUAAAUAAAUAAAUCAUAUUUUUAAUUGUCAUGAUAUCAAAAAACAUUUCAUAAUAUUAAAUUAUCUUUGUGUUUUUAUUUUUCGCCCGUUUGAAUAUUAACAUAUUAGUGUUUUUUUCCCACAUGUAAACUACCCCUUGCUUGAUAUUAUGAUAAUUUAUAUAUAUAAAAAAUGAACGCCACAAA